CCUCCCCACUCCCAAAAACUAAAAGAAAUUCCCGCGCAAGUGCAACCAAAGCCCUCCAAAUUUCUUCCAUCCCUUCAUCAAAAUUCCACACACAAGAUUUCAUCCGUAGAUAGAGAUCAAUCAUGGCCACCGCCUCCACCAGCGGUAGAGACGAAGACCCGCCGCCGCCACUAACCGAUACCGAGAUCGUAAACCUAGCCCAUCAAAAUAACCUCCACGCUUACCUUCUUUCAACGUCUUCCCACACUACUGUCCUCUCCUACCUUCACACCCGUUCUCGUUCUCUCACUCCUUCAAUCGCCGUCUCCGAGUAUACACUCUCUCUACUGUCACUCAUUUCUCUCUCUCCGUAUCAUCCUUCUCUAUCUUCCUUACUCUCCUCUCUCCUCUCUACAUACACCCAUCUCUUCCUUUCUUUCCAAAUACCACAUGACCCCAAUUCCCUCAAAACAAUUAAUCUUUUCGCCACCCUAUUAAACUAUGUCCCUGUCAAGGAGCUUGAGUCCAUAGUUGAGUCAAUUGUAAUGGGUUUGUCAAAAUUAUUAGGUUCUGAAGAUACCCAGAUACUUGAUAUUCUUCCGGGUUGUUUUAGCUGCUUGUGUGUUGAAAAAGGAAAGGAAUGUGUGAAUUUGAUGUUGGAUAGGAUAAUUGAGAGUGACUGGUCAAAAGGAUUGUUGGUGAAGAUGGUUUUUCUCUCAAGGGAACUUGCAGGAUUUAUUGAUAAGGUGAGAGCGAGGGAGCUGUUGGAGAAGGUGUUCAAGGGAAUGAAGAGCGUGGACUUACAGGACUUGCCUUUGCUUUCAUAUCAGUUAUUGGUUUUGGCGUCUAAAGGGUUCAAUAAAAGGGAAGUGAUUGCUGGGAUUAUGAGGUUUUUUGGGUCUGAAUUGGUAUCAAAAGCAAGUUCCACCAUUAGACAAGUUGAAGGGACUGUUUUGCUUCAUGUUAAUUUUGCUGUGAAGCAGGAUCCCUCUCUGGGGCAGGAGGUUAUAGGGCUUGUGAAAUUGGACCCCAAGGCUCUUAAUCAUUUUGCUGUGGCUGUUUUAUUGUCUGUUGCAAAAGUUAGGAAGUUUAGUGAGAGUUCCAUGGGGAUUUUGAAAGCUUCAGUUCUUACAGCUUAUAGCGAUUAUAAGUUUUCCAGGAACUGUCUGUGGUUACCAGAUGAUUCAAAGAAAGAAUAUCUGCAAAAUGUCCAAAUCAUGGAGAAGUCUAUAUUAAGAGCUGUUAAUGAGAGCAACUAUGGAAGGGAGCAUAUUGUUCCUACCAUUGUGCAGUUUAGCUUUGCUUUGCUAGAGUCAUCGGAAGGGGGAAAGCAUGGAGACCUCUGCAAUUUUGAUGGUCUGUUGGGAAUUGAAGAGCUUAGUGUUCAGAUGCUGAAAAUUUUAUUUGAUAUCCACGACAUGGCAAGAAAUGAGAUCAUUGAGCAGUGCAAGUUGCGCAUCCUUUCUUUGAAGCCAGAGCAAAGCAUGUCAGUCAUAAGACUGGUAUUUUCUCUGGUUCAAAGUUAUCCUUACCCAGUGUUGGAACAUGUUUCUCGUCUGAAGGAAUUAUUAGAUUACUUCACUUUUGUCCGUGGGAAUGUUGCCUCAUAUCUUGUUGCUGCUCUAGCUCCUCUAUUCAAAUUUAAUCGUGAUCUUCGGGAUUAUACCAUUUUGGUUGUUCGUAAGGCCAUGUUUAGAAAAGAAGAUGCAGUUCGUCUUGCAGCGACAAAUGCUACUAUUAGUGUUCUAUUGGCAGAAAAACAAUCCACAAGAGAUGGCCUAUUCUCCUUUCAAGACUCAUCAAGCCAAGCAAGUUGCAGCCAGAAAGCUGAAAUACCCUGUGGCUAUUCUGGAGGUCUUUUUCAAGAGUUGAGUGGUUUACUACAAAGAUGUCUUUAUCUGCAGGCAAAAGCGAAGAAAGCCAUGUAUCAUGGUCUUUUGAGGCUUGUCUUGGCAGAUCCAGCAAGUGGGGGAGCUGUAUUUGAUUUCCUCUUGCCUCACUUCCUUCAUUUUUUCAAGGAGGAUGAUGUUGUUCAACUUCAAAUUGGUAGCUGUGUUAAAUCAGAUGGUGGCCAAGUUGUCAUUGAAGAGCCUCUGGAUUGUCUUCUAUCUUGUGUUUCUUGGAUUUUGCUCCUUCAACCACAUGAUAAAGCCAGUAAUCCAGAUUCCUUAGGGGCAUGUUUUGGUUUCUCCCUUUCUCAAGAGAACGAGGUAGGAAGACAUCUGUCCGGUGAGGCAUUCUCCAAGGCAUUCUUGCAGAUUCGAAAAUUUCUAAAGAAGGGAAAUUUGGAAGACAUUCUUAGUGCGACACAGGGUUCUGGUUCUACAUCUGUAGAAGAAGAAAAUAAAAAAUGCCGAGCAUUGAUUUUAUCAGGCAUUAUUGAGGUGGUAUUGAAUACUAUUGCUACUGAAUUGGAGAAAGCGACGGAUUUGAACAGGGAAGAUCUUGAAAAGGAAAUUCUUGAGUUCGUAAAUUUUAAUGAGUCACUGGAAAAGUAUACUUGUGCAAAGCAGAGUUCUGUCAUCAGAAGUCAGAACGUACAAGCUAAUGCGCUUGAAAUACCUUAUCUUAGUAAUAAGGGAUUGACUCAAGAAUGGAUUCCAUUCUUUGCAACUUCAAGUCUCUGUCAGCUAAUGAAAACAGCAAUAAGUCUACACAAUAGUGAACGCUCUCGAAGUUCUGCAGCUUCCCAAAACCAUAGCCAGUUGCCCUCAAGGGAGACAUCGAAAUGCUUUAAGAUUAUUCGUUUUGUCUUGAAUAGUUCCCUUCAUCACAUAAGAUCUUACUGCACUGGAAGAAAAGAAGAACCGUUGAAGACUUUAAUAUAUGGGGAAAUCAAUUUAAUGGGUCCUCCUUUGCUGAAACUAAUUUGCUUGCUUAAUUCAGGACCAAAGCUUGCAACAGAUCAGAAAAAGGAAAUGAAGGGGAAAAAGGAUGUUGAAGGCGGAAAGGAGCACCUUCACCUAGCCUUAAUCUGUUUGAAGGAAUUGAUUACAAUUAGUUUGAAAAAUUCACACUCAACUAGCUUGCUUGAAGAUUUGUUGUCAGUAUCUACUCUCAAGUAUGAGAUCGAUGAAGAAGAUGAAGAAAUUUCCAGGAUUGCUGAUCAACAGAUAAGAAUCAAGAUGAAUUUCAUUGUCAAAAUUCUGAGGCCACUGAUCACUGAGCUUCUAGCACAAUCAUCUUUUCAUGAGAUCGAGAUUGUCUGUGAGAUGUUAUUGUUGGUUUGUGAGAAAUUGCCCUCCAGAUGGAGGAAUUCUAAUGGGUCCUGGAGUAUUCAUCUCUGCAAAAAGAAUGGUGGCAUUAGAAAUUCCAAGGUUGCUAGAAGGGUUGCUGAACUUGCAAUUUCUUUAAGCUCACCACCGGAUGAUUUAGUUGUAGCUCAAUACAUGGCUGAGGAACUACUGCAUGUCAUUGGAUCGGAGAGGAACACCCAAAUAGAGAUGACUGAAUCUUACACCAUAAUAAACCAGUCGACAAGCACUGCUAUAAGUUCAUGCAUACUAAAGUUAAUUGAAGCAGUUAUCACUGAUAUGGAUUGGGCCGUGAAAAAACUAAAGAUGUUCUCUCUGGUAUUGCAGAAAAGCAUUCAUCUUAGUCAGAAUGGAGAAGAGGUUUCUGAAUUCCUGGUUGAGGAUAAUCUUUACUUGAGGGCUGAAGCAGUGGUGAAAGUACUAUCUUGCUUUGUUUUGAUGAGGCUUAAGGAUCCCCAAGCAGAGCAUUUUCUGAGAUUGACUGCAAAGUUUUACAAGCACUUGGCUCAGAUUUCAAGACUCAGAAUUGCUCCAAAAGGAUGCAAACAACUCAUCCCUUGUCCGACUUUCCAGAGGCUUGUGGAAAUAACCUGCAAGCAGCUCACAGUUCCUCUUUAUAAAUUUGUUGCGGAAUUACAAAGGGAACAACAAGAAAAUCCUAAUACUAAGGGUAUCAUCAACAAGAUCAAGAGAGAGAAUAAAUGUAUUCCUGAUCUGAUUUUUCAGAUAGAAGAUUAUGAGAAAUAUCUCAUCCGGCUCAGCAAGGUGAGCAAAGUGAAUUUACUGAAGCAUGCCAAGCGUAGCACCUCUAGGGAUUUCAGAAUAUUAGAUAAGAGGAACAGUGGAGAAGAUGCUCCAAAUAGCCAUGAGGCUGCCAAUGACAAUGAGGGUAGAUUACAUGAUUCAGAGGACAAUGAAUCAGAAAGGAUUUUGUCACCUCAUAUGGAUAGUCCUAAUGCUGCAGAGGAAUCUGACGUUGAGAAUGGGUGCAGUGUUUCUAAUGGCAGGAGAAUAAAGAGGAGUAGAGUUGUGCAGGACUCUGACGAUGAAACAUAGGAAAACAAUUUUGCUUUGAACAAGAGCCUCACAUGGGCAAAGAGUUGCAAUCUCCAUAGAACGUCCUGCCCCCUUUCAUAUGGCACAUUUCAUCACAUUUUUUACUGAAAAUAUUUUUCCGAUUUUAUGAUAUUGGAUGUUGAUGACAAUUUUAAUCUAAUAAUUAGCAUUGAAGUGGUGAAAUGAAAAUAUUCCAGUUUCGAGUACAAUGUUUGAUAUAGAUGUUGACAUUUUGCUGUCGACGUUCUGACAUUUUCAAGCCACUUGAAGGAGUAGAAAGGGGUACCUCCUUUCUUUUGAAAAAGAAAAAAAGAAAAAAGAAUGCAUUAUGAGUGCCAACUUUCAAUUA
Molecule: messenger RNA, 4638 nt
Organism: Manihot esculenta (cassava)
Lineage: Eukaryota; Viridiplantae; Streptophyta; Magnoliopsida; Malpighiales; Euphorbiaceae
Product: Fanconi anemia group I protein
Exons: 13
Coding region: 123-4289 (1388 amino acids)
Biological process (GO): DNA repair
Molecular function (GO): DNA polymerase binding
Source: RefSeq, a predicted model, not a curated record